AUGGCUCGUUUCUCUCCGAAGUUCAACACUGAGGGCGACGGGAAAAAAUGGGGCGGUGCUGAGAACCAAACCGAGGGCGCUCAGGCCCCCAAGAGGAGGAGAUUAGUCAAAGUCUCCUCCGUCGCCUCGGGGUCUUCAGUCGCCGGCUCCUCCAACACCGGCGCUCAAUCCACCGCUGCCGCCGUGUCCAAAGGCAAGAAUGCUGCCGCCACUGCUACCAUUACAAGCUCCAAGUCUCCGACUGGCGGGACGAACCAACUCCCUGCCGCCGAAGCUUCCGCCGCCACGGCCACCGAGUCUGCCACUGUCACAGCUCCUGAUUUUGCUACCGCUGGAACAGCCACAACUGCCGCCUCUAAGUCCGCCAUUAUAGGCGCCACAACCACAACUGUUGACCUGUCAUCAACUGCUGUCACACCUCCUAGCCCGCCUCCCACGAAUGAUGGGCGUUCCAUGCCUUCCCCGCCUCGUCAAGAAGAAAGACCCUCUCCUGAUGCCGCCACUACUUUCGAAGCAGCCCAGAUUGAGCAAGCCCCUGGCAACAGAGGUGGUUCUUCUAGCCACUUCAACAUGCUACCCAAUGCCAUUGAGCCCUCAGAGUUCUUGCUCACCGGCCUCAACCGCGACGUCAUAGAAAAAGAAGUGUUGAGUCGAGGCAUUAACGAGACCAAGGAGGAGACCCUUGCUUGUCUUCUAUGCGCUGGGUGUAUCUUUGCCCACGCGUUUGACAAUUUCAACGCCGCCGCUGCUGAAACUGAACGGUUGAAGGCUGAGACAAGCGAGAAAGGAAAAAGUUCAAGCCGACAAGUUGAUUGGCGCGGCGGGGAACAAGAUCAGCGAGCGAAGGACCUGGCCGCCAAAGGCGAGGCGCUGGCUGCCAAGGAGUCAGAGCUUGAAAUAUUGGGCGCUGAACUGGAGUCAGCGAAGAAGGCGCUGGCGGAGCAGGAGAAGAAGUCUGCUGAGUCUUUGGCUUCAGUGAAGGCAGAUCUGGAGGCGGUGAUGCGAGCUACUUCUGAAGAGAUCAAGAAGGCGGACGAGGCUCAUGGGGCAGCCCUCUCCGCGAGAGAUGCUGAGAUUACUUCCCAUCUUGCGAGAAUCAAAGGGCUAGAGAGCGAGCUGUCGGUUGAGAAAGCCAAGGCCGCUGAGGCGAGGGAACAAGCCGCCGAUAUUGCCUAUGACAAUCGCGAGCGCGACUUCUACGUCGCUAAGGACCAGGCUCAACACUUGGCUUAUUGCUUGACAUUUCUCCGUCAAGACUUUUAA
Lotus japonicus is the source of this 1263-nucleotide messenger RNA. RefSeq lists its product as uncharacterized. The transcript is spliced from 4 exons. The record is from RefSeq and is a predicted model, not a curated record. Bases 1 to 1263 code for a protein of 420 amino acids. NCBI's taxonomy places the organism in Eukaryota, Viridiplantae, Streptophyta, Magnoliopsida, Fabales, Fabaceae.